GAAACUCGGCCACACAACACGCUGAUUACCGGACACAGAACACGGUGAUUACCGGACACAGAACACGCUGAUUACCGGACACAGAACACGCUGAUUACCGGACACAGAACACGGUGAUUACCGGACACACAACACGGUGAUUACCGGACACACGACCCGCUGAUUACCGGACACAGAACACGGUGAUUACCGGACACAGAACACGCUGAUUACCGGACACAGAACACGGUUAUUACCGGACACAGAACACGCUGAUUACCGGACACAGAACACGGUUAUUACCGGACACAGAACACGGUGAUUACCGGACACAGAACACGGUUAUUACCGGACACAGAACACGCUGAUUACCGGACACAGAACACGGUUAUUACCGGACACAGAACACGGUGAUUACCGGACACAGAACACGCAUCAUGGCCUCUCAGAACUUGGACCCGGCCGCCUCGUCAGCUGCUCUGAAAGGCAGCGAAUCAAACGGCAGCUCAGCCCGAGGAUCCGUCUCCAAAAGGUUGCAGCAGGAGCUGAUGACUCUGAUGAUGUCAGGUGAUAAAGGGAUCUCAGCGUUUCCAGAGUCCGAUAAUCUCUUCAAAUGGAUCGGAACCAUCGAUGGAGCUCAGGGCACGGUGUACGAGGGUCUGCGGUACCGCCUCUCUCUGGACUUCCCGGCUGCCUACCCCUACCAGGCUCCUCGGGUGAAGUUCGUGUCUCCGUGUUUUCAUCCGAACGUUGACGAGCAAGGAUUCAUCUGCCUCGAUAUCCUGAAGGACAAAUGGUCCGCUCUGUACGACGUCCGCUCCAUCCUGCUGUCCAUCCAGAGCCUGCUGGGAGAACCGAACAACGAGAGUCCUCUGAACACGACGGCUGCUGAGCUGUGGAGCGACCAGGAAGCGUUCAGAGCUCAUCUCCACUCGACCUUCCAGAAGUGA
Molecule: messenger RNA, 929 nt
Organism: Scomber scombrus (Atlantic mackerel)
Lineage: Eukaryota; Metazoa; Chordata; Actinopteri; Scombriformes; Scombridae
Gene: ube2c
Product: ubiquitin-conjugating enzyme E2C
Exons: 7
Coding region: 417-929 (170 amino acids)
Source: RefSeq, a predicted model, not a curated record